Arachis stenosperma is the source of this 2724-nucleotide messenger RNA. Its product is annotated as protein argonaute 4A-like. Gene Ontology annotation, biological process: regulatory ncRNA-mediated post-transcriptional gene silencing. The record is from RefSeq and is a predicted model, not a curated record. Gene Ontology annotation, cellular component: cytoplasm. NCBI's taxonomy places the organism in Eukaryota, Viridiplantae, Streptophyta, Magnoliopsida, Fabales, Fabaceae. Bases 1 to 2724 code for a protein of 907 amino acids. Gene Ontology annotation, molecular function: protein binding; RNA binding. The transcript is spliced from 22 exons.
AUGGAUUCUUCAGAAGCACUGCCACCUCCACCACCAAUCAUUCCUGCAAAUUUUGUUCCUACGAAAGCAGAAUCCGGAAAAGCACCUAAGACAGGGAAAGAAGAAUCUCAGUCAAAGUUCUUGCCUAUGGUUAGAAGAGGUGUUGGGACCAAGGGACAGAAGAUACAGCUGCUAAGUAACCAUUUUGGAGUCGGUGUGGGCAUAAAGGACAGUUUCUUCUUUCAUUAUAGUGUUGCUAUGUCCUAUGAGGAUGGCAAUCCAGUUGAAGCUAAGGGAAUUGGCCGAAAGGUCAUAGACAAAGUUUAUGAAACAUAUGAUGAACUGAAAAACAAGAAUUUUGCAUAUGAUGGGGAGAAAAGCUUGUUUACUCUUGGUUCUCUUAAAGAGAAAAAGAUGGAAUUCACUGUUGUGCUGGAGGAUAUUUCAUCAAGGAGGGUUGGAACGCAUGGUGAUGGCCAUGAUAGCCCUUCUCAUGGAGAGAAAAAGAGAAUGAGGCGCCAAUCUCAGUCCAAAACUAUCAAGGCAGUGAUCAGUUAUGCAGCCAAAAUCCCAAUCCAAGCAAUUGCAGAUGCCUUGCGUGGACAAGAUUCCGAGCACUUCCAGGAAGCAUUGAGGGUCCUUGACAUCAUACUGAGGCAGCAUGCAGCAAAGCAGGGCUGUCUCCUUGUCCGCCAAUCCUUCUUCCACGACAAUCCAAGGAAUUAUACUGACCUAGGAGGUGGUGUUCAAGGCUGCCGUGGUUUCCAUUCAAGUUUCCGUCCCACUCAAGGAGGUUUAUCUCUGAAUAUUGAUGUGUCAACUACUAUGGUUGUAAAGCCUGGCCCUGUACUGGACUUCCUUUGUGAGAAUCAGAAUGUGAAGCAUCCAAAUCUUAUUGAUUGGACCAAGGCAAAAAGAGUGCUGAAAAACCUCAGAAUCAAGGCUAAUAAUAUUGAGUACAAAAUCAGUGGACUCAGUGAUAAUCCUUGCAGGACUCAGAAGUUUUCAAUGAAAGAUGGGAAGGACUCGAAUGGCGAACCACGGAUGACUGAAAUCACAGUUUACAAUUACUAUAAACACCAUAAGGGGAUUGAAUUGCCCUAUUCUGCUGAUUUUCCCUGCAUCAAUGUUGGGAAGCCAAAGCGCCCAACUUAUUUUCCAGUGGAGCUAUGCACCUUAAUCUCAUUGCAGCGGUACACCAAGGCAUUGACAAAUUUGCAAAGGGCUCAGUUAGUUGAGAAGUCAAGGCAAAAGCCCAAUGAAAGGAAAGAAGCUUUGGCUGGUUCUUUAAGAAACAGCAGAUAUGGUAAUGAGCCUAUGCUUCGCUCUUCUGGGAUUACCAUUGAAUCUGAUUUUACUCGGGUUGAAGGUCGUAUUCUGCAGCCCCCAAGACUUGUAGUAGGAAAUGAGGAGAGCUUCAUUCCAAGGGGUGGGCGCUGGAAUUUCAACAAUAAGAAACUAGUUAAACCUAUGAGGCUUGAGCGCUGGGCCGUUGUAAACUUCUCAGCUCGCUGUGACACACGUUUUCUGUGUAAUACCAUCAAGAAGUGUGCUGAAAUGAAGGGGAUUUACAUAAACCCUCCAUAUCAAGUAUUCGAAGAGGAUGGUCGUUCAAGGCGCGAUCCAGCACCUCUUAGGGUCGAGAGGAUGUAUCAACUUGUAAAGUCCAAGUUGCCUGGCCCCCCUCAACUUCUGUUGUGCAUUCUUCCAGAGAGAAAGAAUUCUGAUAUUUAUGGACCUUGGAAAAGGAGAAGUCUUGCUGAUGAAGGAGUUGCAACACAGUGUAUUGCACCAACAAAAAUUAAUGAUCAGUAUAUUACUAAUGUUCUCCUGAAAAUCAAUGCAAAGCUUGGUGGAAUGAAUUCCUUCCUGUCAAUGGAGUGUGCUCCUUCUAUACCUUUACUUCAUAAUGAAGCUACCUUAAUUCUUGGUAUGGAUGUAUCUCAUGGAUCACCAGGCCGAUCGGAUGUACCAUCUAUUGCCGCGGUUGUGAGUUCAAGGAAAUGGCCUUCAAUAUCCUGCUAUAGAGCCGCAGUUCGCACUCAGUCACCAAAAGUUGAGAUGAUUCAGUCUUUAUUUAAGCCUGUUCCUUCCAAUGAUGGUACCAAAGAUGAAGGUAUCAUCAGGGAGCUAAUUAUGGACUUCUAUGAAACUUCAAAUCAAAGGAAGCCUCAACAAAUCAUAAUUUUCAGGGAUGGAGUGAGUGAAUCACAGUUCAUCAAGGUCUUGAAUGAAGAGUUAGUUCCAAUCAUAGAGGCAUGCAAAUUUCUUGAUGAGAAAUGGUCUCCCAAGUUCACUUUUAUUGUUGCUCAGAAGAACCAUCACACUAAGUUCUUUAAGGACAAUGCUCCAGAUAAUGUUCCACCAGGAACUGUUAUUGACAGCCAAAUCUGUCAUCCUAAGAACAAUGACUUUUACAUGUGUUCUCAUGCUGGCAUGAUUGGGACAACUCGACCUACUCAUUACCAAGUUUUGCAUGAUGAAAUUGGGUUCUCUGCUGAUGAUUUGCAAGAAAUAGUGCAUUCUCUUUCUUAUGUAUACCAGAGGAGCACAACUGCCAUAUCAAUAGUUGCUCCAGUUUGCUAUGCUCACUUAGCAGCUGCUCAAAUGGCACAAUUUAUCAAGUUUGAUGAACUGUCUGAGACAUCUUCUAGUCAUGGUGGAACUACAAUUUCUGGUGCAGUGCAUGUUCCUCAGUUACCCCUUCUUCACCAAGAUGUUGCCAAUUCAAUGUUCUUCUGUUAA